AUGGUCGAAGUUCUGUCUCCGGGCCUCGCCCAGAACGGGCACUCCAACCCAUCUCACGACGACAACGUCGCGUCUCUGGCUCGCAUGCUCCUCGCCAGCAGCAUUGCCUCUAACCAGGAAGACAAGAUGAUGAGUCGUGAAGAGCGUGUUGCUAUGAUGAAGGAGAUCAGUCAGCACCAGGCUAUCAAGGACGAAUUGAACAAAAAGCGCGGCGGCUGGCGCACUCCCCGCCGAGGCUGGUCCAUCACCGACUCACCAGUCGCGUCUUCGCAGGCAAGCCCUGCGCCCAAUGCCUCCCCUUAUCCUGCUCCUCCCAUGGAGAAGCAACCAUCUUCCUCCAACUCGGGCGCUAUCUCUCCCGUUCCUGAGCAGGGUGAGCUUCCGGCUCAAGAGAUGAGACAUUCGCAACACCCUCCCCAGGUUCGCCGGCCUCCUCUGCCUCCCCCGCGUCGGUCCUACUCGGUCAUGGAGUAUGAGCCGCCACCACGCACCCACCGACCCUCGGCCCGUAUGGAUAUCUUCGACCUUCCUGCCGAGCUUCACUACACGAUCUUCGACUACCUCGACCCUAUUGAUAGCGCCUGUUUGGGCGUUACUAACACCCACUUCUACGAUAUCCACCGUCGCAUGCAUGGCAGUGUCCCCUUGUCAUCUCACCGCACCGGGCCUAACGACCUCGAGUGGGCAUUCUACCUUGCCAGCCGCAAAACAGGGCCUUCCGGCUCGGGCUCUUCUACACCAACAACCGAGACACACGAUCAACCUCACCACCUUGAGGGCAUGCGCCUGAAGGGGCAGGUCUAUUGUCGCAAGUGUGGUCACUAUCGGUGCCAACUCUACCGCCAUCUCCGCGCGUGGAUGGGCCCCGAUAGAGAGUACUGCGAGGUCACCAAGAAAUACGGCCGCAAAGCUCCUGAGGAUGCUCCCGACCACUGCUCCAUCAAGUCGCCCAAACAUCCCCACCGAUGCGGUCGACAUGCCGCCAAACCCCCUCAGUCACCGACCAAAUGA
Molecule: messenger RNA, 1011 nt
Organism: Colletotrichum karsti
Lineage: Eukaryota; Fungi; Ascomycota; Sordariomycetes; Glomerellales; Glomerellaceae
Product: F-box domain-containing protein
Exons: 1
Coding region: 1-1011 (336 amino acids)
Molecular function (GO): protein binding
Source: RefSeq, a predicted model, not a curated record